AUGUGGAUGUACAUCAUAUAUGUUUUAAGCAAGUUUUCUUUCUUCAUUUCUUGCCUUGUUAGGCUUCUGUUCUCAUUAGGCCGUGCUACUGCUGGAAUAUUGGGAUGUGGAAGUUCUAACUGUAUCAAGUUACCAGAGAAAUCAACUCAACAAGAGAAACAUACCAUGGAUUUUCAGCAAAAUGAAGUGCAUACCAAUCUUGAUCAGUUCUGGCCUGUCACUCAUCCAAUAGAGCCCUUAGAGGAAGAUCAACCUGUGAAAUGUCCAAUGCCACACACUUGUGUAGUAAAAGAUAAUGAAGAAAAGGAAGAGCAGUUUUUUUCAGAGACUUUGAGGAGAAAGGCAAAACUUUUAGAAGUUACAGAACACAAGGAGAUGGUGGUGGGAAGAGAUCAUCCUCCCCGCGCAGUGCGCAGAAGGCAUCACAUAAGGAGUAACAGGAAAAAUACUGCAGAAAGUUCCAAUGCACCUCUCUAUCCUUUCCCUUCCUCCAAGGACAUGAUCUUCACUAAGUUGGGACAUCUUUACUAAGUGGAAAUUAUUUGCAUUAUCUAGCAUUUUCAACUAUAUAAAGCUGUAUAUUAAUGUAUUAGCAUCAUAUAGAUAUAUGUUCAACUCCGUUGCCAUAUUUGAGCACUUGGUAUUUUUGUU
Messenger RNA from Coffea eugenioides, 651 nucleotides. RefSeq lists its product as uncharacterized. The record is from RefSeq and is a predicted model, not a curated record. Lineage: Eukaryota; Viridiplantae; Streptophyta; Magnoliopsida; Gentianales; Rubiaceae. The transcript has 2 exons. Bases 1 to 531 code for a protein of 176 amino acids.